Molecule: messenger RNA, 1365 nt
Organism: Penicillium longicatenatum
Lineage: Eukaryota; Fungi; Ascomycota; Eurotiomycetes; Eurotiales; Aspergillaceae
Exons: 1
Coding region: 1-1365 (454 amino acids)
Source: RefSeq, a predicted model, not a curated record
AUGCCUCAGAUUUCCAACACACCGGAAUCUUUGCUUCCUCGCUCAGAUUCUAGAAAUCCAGCAACCACAUGUAGAGGCAUUACGGCUCAAGGCCGGCCCUGUCGCCGGGCCUUGGCGUCUUCACCAUCUCCAUCUCCAGCAUCCACUCCACGAAAGAGAGGUGCUCAACAUGAAAUACCAGACUUGGUCUCUCUGUACUGCUGGCAGCAUCAGGACCAAGCGGCAUCAUCGUCACCCACGAUAGUGAAUGACACCAUUGCACCGAUCAAGCCAAGAACCAGCAUUGACACGCUGAUGGACCGACUCGGCGUGCUAGAUCUCAAAGAUGAGAAAAAGCAAAAGCGGCGAACCCAGAGCGGGUUUGGUGAAAAACGCCGGCCUCGCCCGAAGAAGACAUUCUGUUGCUUCGAUAUUGCGGAUGAGAGUGGCGCAGAUCACCGUCCGGCUAGACCAGUACAAAAGCCUAUGCAGACUCGUCCGUCGCAGGCUACACCUACUUCGCAACAUCCGCACCAAAAAGUGUCUGCUGGACGUCCACAAAACGGGCGUGUCCCUUCAUCAGGACAGCAGGUAUCUUCCGCUUCACAGCCACAUUUGCGGCCUUCACAGCCCGAGCCAAGAAAAUCCUCAUCUGCGUCACAAACUCAGUCUCUAUUGUCAUGGAUUCCCUCAACACUCUCUCCACAGACAACCUCUUCAGUACUCACGGAACUAGCCAAGCCAAUCUCCAGUGCUGACGAAGAGGGCUAUAUCUAUAUGUUCUGGGUAACGCCGCCGACUACAACAACGCGCAGUGACACAGAAGCCUCAGUACCAAGAGAAAUCGCUUCAUCACUGCUCCCAGGACCAACAGGAAGCAACAAUCUCCGUCCACCAAUUCAGCCUCGUAGUGUAAGCGACGCCAUAAAUGCUGCACGAGACAUCAAUGCUCUGACCACAAACCCAACAUCCACCACGCCAGGUACGAUCCGUCUGAAAAUUGGACGCACAAGUAACGUGCACCGCCGCAUGAAUGAAUGGACUCGCCAAUGCUCCUACGAUCUGACCUUGAUUCGGUACUAUCCUUACACACCAUCUUCAUCUGCGUCGUCUUCCCCAGCUAGGGUGCCAGUAUCUAAGCAAGCAGGCCGCAGUAAUGGUUCUGAUGCCGUUCUAGUACCGGGUAGAAAGGUCCCGCAUGUGCAUCGUGUGGAGCGCUUGAUUCAUCUUGAGUUGGCAGAUAUUCGGCUGCGUGACCUUGGUCAAUGUCCGGAGUGUGGUAGAGAGCAUCGGGAGUGGUUUGAGGUAGAAGCUAAGAAGGAAGCGCUGCGGAAGGUAGACGAGUGUGUGCGGCGGUGGAUUUCGUGGGCUGAAUCUGUGAAUUGA